AUGGAGGCGGAGGCUUUGGCGCUGCUGGGCCGCAGCGGGGCGGCGCUGAGGCAGCUGGGGAUGUGGCGCCCCCCCGCCUCCGGGCCGGCCGGUCCGCGCCUGCUGGGGGCGGUCUUCAUCGUCGCCACCUGCGCCAUCGUGGCCGUCGCUAGCGCCGUGCAGCUCGUCGUCGACACCCCCGAUGACCCGGAGACGCUGCGCGACGUCUUCUUCCAGUGCACCAAUUGUAGCUCCUGGACCAUCAGAAUAGUGCUGUUCAUGCAGCAGAGGGCGCGCCUGGGACAUCUAGUGAUGACGCUGCUGCACACAAGGAAGAGAUACGCCGAGUUAGUCCCCGGCAUCAGAAGUAGCUACGAUCGGGGCGCAGUGAUCAUCUUCUUUGCCUGGCAGGUUCUGCCGUUCACCUCUAUCUCGCUGUGGGCCCUGGGUCCGGUGACGGACACUCCGAAACUGGUGACGGCGGGCAACUCCAGCGUAGUCGAGCGCCGUGAACCAAUGGUCCUCUGGCUACCGCUCGACACCCAGCAGUCGCCCACCUACGAGAUCGUCUUCGUGCUGCAGGUCGUCGGCGUCGUCGCCAUGUCCGAGGUCAGCAUCCUGCUCGACAUCUUCUUCGUCUGCCUCAUGAUCCACGUCACGGCCGAGAUAGCUGUUCUCAACAAGAACGUCUCCAGCAUACACUUACUCGGUCUGAAUGGAGAGCGGAGUCAGCUGCUCGAGCUUGUAGAUAUGACUGCUGGUGGAGAGCUAUGCGUCAGCGAGCUGGAGCAGGGGAUGAGUGAGUCCACGUACGUCGUUCUGCUGGUGAACGCCCUUACCAUUUGUUUGCAAGCCUUCGGAUUUGUUGAGGUAGGUACCUAG
Molecule: messenger RNA, 861 nt
Organism: Schistocerca nitens (vagrant locust)
Lineage: Eukaryota; Metazoa; Arthropoda; Insecta; Orthoptera; Acrididae
Exons: 4
Coding region: 1-861 (286 amino acids)
Biological process (GO): sensory perception of smell; detection of chemical stimulus involved in sensory perception of smell
Cellular component (GO): plasma membrane
Molecular function (GO): olfactory receptor activity; odorant binding
Source: RefSeq, a predicted model, not a curated record